Molecule: messenger RNA, 1721 nt
Organism: Heterocephalus glaber (naked mole-rat)
Lineage: Eukaryota; Metazoa; Chordata; Mammalia; Rodentia; Bathyergidae
Gene: Rilp
Product: Rab interacting lysosomal protein
Biological process (GO): cilium assembly; early endosome to late endosome transport
Cellular component (GO): cytoplasm; ciliary basal body; lysosome
Molecular function (GO): dynein light intermediate chain binding; protein dimerization activity; small GTPase binding
Source: RefSeq, a predicted model, not a curated record
GCCCUGGCCCUCAGCUCUUGGACACCUGCCUGGGAGUUGGUUGUCCAGUUUCCUGUGACCUUGGGGUGGGACAGGGCCUCGAGGGACUAGGGGACUGUCCCCCUUCCCAGGGCCUUCUCAGUCGCUCCUCCCUUGUCGCUGACACCCCGCCCCUUACAAGCCUAACCCUCCUGGGCCGGAAUUGUUUGGCUUUUUUCUGCCCCAGUUGAGGGUAAGGGUGCCUUUGGCCUUUGGGAGAAAUGGACCCCAGAAGGGCGGCGCCUGGGGCACUUGGCUGGGGUCCUCGAGUGGCCGCGGGGUCGGGGACGGCCGCAGAGCUCGUGUACCAUCUAGCGGGGGCCCUGGGCGCGGAGCUGCAAGAGCUGGCGAGCCGCUUCGGGCCCGAGGCGACUGCCGGGCUGGUGCCGCUCGUGGUGCGGGCGCUGGAGCUCCUGGAAAAGGCGGCCGUGGGCCCCGCCCCGGACUCACUGCAGGUGUCCGCGCAGCAGGCCGAAGUGGAGCUAAGAAGGCUGAGGGAGGAGAAUGAGCACCUACGCAGGGAGGCGCGCGCUGGGCCGCAGGAGGAGCGCGCGCUGCUGCGGCAGCUCAAGGAGGUGACAGACCGACAGCGGGACGAGCUCCGGGCGCACGGCCGUGACCUGCAGGAACGCAGCCAGGAAAUCGAGGCGUUGCAGGAGCAGCUACAGCGCCUCCUCCUGGUGAAUGCGGAGCUGCACCGAAAGCUCGCCGCCGUGCAGGCCCAGCUGCGGGCUGCGCAGGAACGCGAGAGGGAGCGUGAGCUGCCGCGGGAUGGGGCCCGCGAGCCGGCUGAAGAGCAGAAGCAGGAGCCCCAGCGGGCGCCCCCUAAAGACCUGGUGGAUGCCUCGCGGCAGCCAAGUCCCCCAACGGCAGAGGCAGGGCCGUGUAGCUUCAGCCGGGAGGAGCUGGAACAGAUCCUUCAGGAGCGGAAUGAACUCAAAACCAAGGUGUUCCUGCUCAAGGAAGAGUUGGCCUACUUCCAGCGAGAGCUGCUCACAGACCACAGGGUCCCUGGGCUUCUGCUAGAAGCCAUGAAGAUAACUGUCAGGAAGCAGCGGAAGAAGAUCAAGGCCAAGAUGUUAGGAACAGCAGAGGAAGCAGAGAGCAGUGACGAUGAGGAUGGCUCAUGGGCUCUGCUCUCCAGAGAUAAGGAAGAUGACCCCCCACCUCCUGAAUCCAGAAUCCAGAGUUUCUUUGGCCUGUGGUAUCGGAGUGAAGCAGAGGCCACUCAAGCUAAGACCAGCCGCACCUCUCCCAGUGCACUGGGGGAAUAGGAGGUCCCCCAGCAACCUCACUUGGAGCCUGUUGGCAGCCCUCAAGCCCUGACUCCUGAGUCACCCUGCUCUGCGCUCAGGGAAUAUCCUGGUCUGAGGCCUUAGCUGCCCCAGAGGUGUGACGCUGGGAUCUGGAUGUGGGUGGAUGUGACCUCAAAUGAGGACAGGGCUUGCACCUUUGCAGCCUUCCCAGGGAUUCCGCUCUGGCCCUAGCCUGGUGUGAGGGGGAGUUCAACCUGUCUCCCCUCCCUGACAUGUCCGCACUGAGCCUCAGGGCCACUCUAAAGUUCCUUCCUGAGUUUGUGCCGAUGGUCUGAGGAAAGUAAUAAAACAGCUUCUAGAGCUGAGGAUUUAACUCAGUGGCACUGUGCCUGAGUUUGAUCCCUGGAACCAAAUAAGUAAGUAAAUAAAUAAAAAGCUUCCCCUCAG